Asparagus officinalis (garden asparagus) is the source of this 3142-nucleotide messenger RNA. RefSeq lists its product as uncharacterized. The transcript has 2 exons. Lineage: Eukaryota; Viridiplantae; Streptophyta; Magnoliopsida; Asparagales; Asparagaceae. The record is from RefSeq and is a predicted model, not a curated record. Bases 96 to 2975 code for a protein of 959 amino acids.
GAAAAAAGAAAAAAAAAAGAAAAGAAAAGCCCGACCUUUCAUUGAAUGCGAAACAGCGCCUCUCACAAUCUCUCCUCCUCUUUCCUUCUUCAGACAUGGAGCAGGUGUACAAGGAGCUGGAGGAGGCCAGGACAACUGUAGAAUCGUUGACUGAAGAAAUCCGGGCUAAAUCCGCACUCUUCGAGAGCUUGAGGCGAGCCCAUGCCGAGCAGUCUGCGAGGCUUCAAGAAAGCAGAGCCCAGAUUGAGAAGCAAGCGAAAGAGAUUGAUGCCAAGGGUGAGGAGAUCUCUGUCACGAAACUAAUGUGUGAGGAGCUCAGAUCUAAGGUCAGCGAGAAGGAGUCGGCUUUCAAGCAUCUGAGCUUGGCCCAUGAAAAUCUGAAGGCGGGUUUCUCGGAGAAAGUUUCGAGGCUGGAAGGAGACAAUAAACAGCUUGUUUCAGCUUUGGAUGAAGCCAACAUGAAAGGGGAGGAACAGGGCGGGUUGAUUUCUUCUUGUGAACAAGAGAUCGAGAAGCUAAAAGGGCUUUUGUCGAUUACGCGGAAGAAAUGCGCUGAUGCAGAGCAGAGGGCUCAGGCGUCAAGAGAAGCGAGAAGGAGAGAUGAGACGAUAUCUAAAAUGGAGCGAGACAAAGAGGAACUCGAAAACCAGCUUAAAUGGAAGACAGAACAGUUUAGGCACCUCGAGGACGCCCAUAAUAAGGCCCAAGAGAAGUUUCGAGCGUGCAAGAAGGAGCUGGAGAUGGAGAGGGCCAAUCUGAUUGAUGAAGUUUCCUCUUUGCAGACUAAUUUGGAUUCCAAAACUAGGGUUGCUGAGGAUCUCAGGUCCAAGUUAGAGAUGUGCAAUCAGGUUCUGGCUCGUGAAGAGAGCAGAAGGAAAUUGCUCGAAAUUCAGAUGGCUGAGUCAAAAGCAAUGUAUGAGAAUGUCAUGUCGGACUAUGAAGAGGCUAGAUCGAGAAUUAGAUCUCUUACAGUGGAGAGAGAUGAGGAGAUAGCUGCAUUAAGAAACUCAUUGGCCACAAAGGGCACUCUUGCAAAGGAGCUUGAAUAUAGGGCAACACAUCUUGAGCAAGAGAAUGAAGAAUUGCGUUCGUCUUUGAAAGAACUUCAAGAAGCUCAAGUUAAUGGAGUGGGUGCAGCUGCUUCUUUGAAGACAUUGCAGCAAAAAUUUCGAGCUUUAGAACAGGCACACCGAAGUUGUUCUGAGAAAAUGAAAGCUCGAGAUGCUGAGUGGAGCUUGGAGACAGAAAAGCUUAACAACGAGUUGGAUGAUUGCUUGCUCAAGUUAAGUGACAAGGAUGAACAUACACGGUACCUACAGGCUGAACUAGAAGUUGCCCAUUCCUCAUUGAUGCAGCAAAAGUUGGAAAAUGAAGAGAUAUAUGUGGUUCUUAUGAUAUUGAAAUCGAAAUUUGUGGAAUCCUCUUCAAGUCUCGAAGACUUGAUGCACGAAUAUGGGCAGAACGGUGUGAAAGCGGAGGAGAGAAUCCGCUUUCUGAUGGAGCAACUAGAGAAGAAGAGUAGUGACCUGGCACAAGCACAAGCUCAGAUUAAGCGAGAGCAUGAAACAGUUGACUCAUUACUGUCAAAGAUGGAGUAUUCAGAAUCUAUUGAGCAAGAAUACAAUCGGAUGAAGAAGGAAAUAUCUUCAUACAAAGUGAUGCUUGAAGAAUCAUCACAGAAACUUGAAAAGUUUAAGAAACAAACUGUAAGCAAGGAAGACGACCUGAUGGAGGAUGUUAGAAAAGCUUUGUCUGCUCUAGACCAGGCUAAUUGUGCUCUUGCCGAGAAGAGCAAUCAACUUUGCAAGGUUGAGUAUGAACUCAAGCAAUGUAAGCUAGUAGUGGAGCAGAUGGAAAAGUUGAGAUGUGAGUUGCAAGUUGAAUUAAACGAAUGUCGUGAUGAGAUGAUAUCUAUGAGAAGGGAUCUAGAGCAUUCCUUGGUUGCCAAGGUGAAGGCUGAUAAAGACCUUGAGGAAAGAAAGGAGAGCUUUCUGCAAGCUUUAAAGCAGAAAGACAUGAUAAUAGAAGAGCUUCAGGAAUCCCUUCUUCUGCUUGAGGAAGAUAAACAAGAUAUGGAAACCAAAUUAGAAUCUAAGAAGUCAAGUGAGUAUGAAAAGGAAAUUUUUUUUCAGUUUAUGGAAGACAUGGACAGGAGGCAAAGAUCUGUGCAAACAGAAAUUGAUUCUCUUGAACAAAAUUAUGUUCUCAGAGAGUUUGAAUUUCUAAUGAAGAUUGAGGAAGAGAAAUUGAGGUCGCAACAAGUAAUGGAAGAGAAAGAGAAAGUAAUUACUGAUAUGCAGAACAAGAUUUUAUCGUGUGAACGAGAUGCAGAUAUUGAGCUUUGUGUGCUUAGCGAGACACUGGAGAAGAUAAUGGCAGUUCACAUUCUUAAUCAACAUGAAAUCUACUUUAGACACAGUUUGGUGGCUGAGUUGGAAAAAGAAAUUGAUGCAUUACAGAGGAUGGCUAAAUGUGGAGAGGACCUGGCAUUUAGCCUGAAAAAUUGUGUACACGAGCUUGAAGCCAAGUUAGCCGUUCUUCUCUUGGAGAAAAAGAAAGAGCAGGUUCACUUCGAGGACGAACUCAAAGUCAUAAUGAGUAGUAAAUUGGCAUUAGAAGCCCGAGCAAAAGAGCUAGAAUCUGAGAAGGAGGCUCUUUAUGAGUCCAUUGUGCAGGUUUCAUCGGAUAGAGACGAGUUAGUCAAUCAGAUGAUGGGGUUUGGUGACCUGAUAGUGGACGUAUUGGGCGAAAGUGAGGAGGUUAAGAGAAAGUGGGACAGGGUUACGCAAAAUGCUGCAAAUGAGAAUGCCAUUUCUGCAGAUUUUCAAGUUGACGCAAACUUCAGAAACCCAGACGGGAAAAACUUCAAUUCACCCUCAAAAAACAAAACAGGACAGGUUCCUGGUGUAAGGUCCCCGUUAAAGGAGCACAAUAAGUACUUCUGUAAUCAGAAUCGAGUGGGUGAUGUCCUUUAAGAUCAAACUUUCUUUCCUUUGUCAGUUAAUCCUCGUACCAUCUCUUUGUCAAAUGUUGUAUUAGAUAAUUUGCAUUGAAUUCAGUUGUCUUGACUAAAUUACUUAAACAAUCUCUUGUUAUGUUGAGAACUAUACUUGUCUUGCGAUGAAAUUGUUUCAAUUCUGUA